AUGCCUUCCAUAGGUUGUCCAGGGCGUCUGUCCAGGGGGUCUUUUGAGACAGCUUGUCCAGGGGGUACCGUAUUAAAAACAGGAAAGAUGAUUAUCUGCAAACAAUAUGAAACUGUAGUUUUGUUCUACAUAACCAGUUUUUUCCUGACACUGAUUGGAGGUAUUGCCAGUUCUGAAACAAAUGACUCCGCAAACACGACAGCUGCAACAACAACAUUGGUACCAGCUCUUGGUGUCAAUUGCACUUACAGGCCAAUCGACUGGUGCAAUACCGCUAUAUCCGGCGCUGCUGAAUGUACAAAUAACACAUGUCAAUGUGAAUUAGGUCAUUUUCAAUCCGGUAUCAACUCUUGCACACAUGAGUUGGAUUUAGUGCCAGUAAAUCUUACUACCUCUAAUGUCACAACAAGAAGUUUUGUUAUAUCGUGGUCACAGAAAGACAAUGUAAAAGAUCUAGACCUGACCUAUGACGUUGUGGCUGAUUCAAAAUAUGAUGGAGGAAAUGUUAAUAAGGUUUCAUGUACUGUAGAAAGCGAUCGGACAUCAACAUGCUCUAGUCUUUUGCCAGGUUAUAAAUAUGAAAUUAUUGUGAAAUGUAGAUACAACGCCAUACAUGCGGUUGCAUUUGCCAUUCUCCAAGAAAGUACAUAUUAA
Molecule: messenger RNA, 654 nt
Organism: Mercenaria mercenaria
Lineage: Eukaryota; Metazoa; Mollusca; Bivalvia; Venerida; Veneridae
Exons: 5
Coding region: 1-654 (217 amino acids)
Molecular function (GO): protein binding
Source: RefSeq, a predicted model, not a curated record